This is a messenger RNA of Grus americana (Whooping crane), 5168 nucleotides long. RefSeq names its product integrator complex subunit 2 (gene INTS2). The coding region runs from base 20 to 3682 and encodes 1220 amino acids. The record is from RefSeq and is a predicted model, not a curated record. Lineage: Eukaryota; Metazoa; Chordata; Aves; Gruiformes; Gruidae. The transcript has 24 exons. Gene Ontology annotation, biological process: snRNA 3'-end processing. Gene Ontology annotation, cellular component: integrator complex.
CUGGGGCGACGACGGUUGAAUGAGGGGAGCCGCUAUGGCGGAGUGCUCCGGCCUCCAGUUCGUCAGCCCCUACGCCUUCGAGGCGAUGCAGAAGGUGGACGUGGUGCGGCUGGCCGCGCUGAGCGACCCCGAGCUGCGGCUGCUGCUGCCCUGCCUGGUGCGCAUGGCCCUCUGCGCCCCCGCCGACCAGAGCCAGAGCUGGGCGCAGGACAAGAAGCUCAUCCUGCGGCUCCUCUCGGGCGUGGAGGCCGUCAACUCCAUCGUGGCCCUGCUCUCCGUGGAUUUCCACGCCUUGGAGCAGGACGCCAGCAAAGAGCAGCAGCUCCGGCACAAGCUGGGAGGAGGUAGCGGAGAAAGCAUCUUGGUGUCGCAGCUUCAGCACGGGCUGACGCUGGAAUUUGAACACAGCGAUUCACCUCGUCGGCUUCGUCUCGUGCUUAGCGAGUUACUAGCGAUUAUGAAUAAGGUGUCAGAAUCAAAUGGUGAGUUUUUUCUGAAAUCUUCUGAGCUCUUCGAGAGUCCUGUUUAUCUGGAGGAGGCAGCAGAUGUUCUCUGCAUUUUGCAAGCAGAGCUGCCGUCGCUGUUGCCAAUAGUUGAUGUGGCUGAAGCUCUGUUGCACGUUAAAAAUGGAGCCUGGUUCCUCUGCCUUCUCGUGGCCAACGUUCCCGAUAGCUUUAAUGAGGUCUGCAGAGGUUUGAUUAAGAAUGGUGAACGGCAGGAUGAGGAAAGUGUUGGAGGCCGUCGUAGAACAGAAGCACUUCGCCACCUGUGCAAAAUGAACCCUUCCCAAGCUCUGAGGGUCCGAGGCAUGGUGGUGGAAGAGUGUCAUCUACCAGGUCUUGGUGUGGCUUUGACCUUGGAUCACACCAAAAAUGAAGCUUCAGAUGAUGGAGUGAGUGACCUGGUGUGUUUUGUGAGUGGUUUGCUACUUGGAACAAAUGCAAAGGUUCGAACUUGGUUUGGAACUUUUAUCCGAAAUGGCCAACAGAGAAAAAGAGAUAAUAUCAGUUCCGUGCUUUGGCAAAUGAGGAGGCAGCUGCUCCUGGAGCUCAUGGGAAUCCUUCCCACGGUUCGCAGCACACACAUUGUUGAAGAAGCAGAUGUUGAUAUGGAGCCAAACGUGUCUGUGUAUUCCGGACUGAAGGAAGAGCACGUCGUGAAAGCCAGCGCGUUGUUACGUCUCUAUUGCGCUUUGAUGGGAAUUGCUGGGCUGAAGCCAACUGAUGAAGAAGCGGAGCAGCUGCUGCAGCUGAUGACCAGCCGGCCUCCCGCAACUCCAGCUGGUGUUCGCUUUGUAUCUCUUUCCUUCUGUAUGCUUCUGGCCUUCUCCACUCUUGUCAGCACCCCGGAACAGGAGCAGCUCAUGGUAAUGUGGCUUAGUUGGAUGAUAAAGGAAGAAGCUUACUUUGAAAGCAUUUCUGGUGUGUCUGCUUCUUUUGGAGAGAUGCUUCUCUUGGUAGCCAUGUAUUUCCACAGCAAUCAGCUCAGUGCUAUCAUUGAUUUGGUCUGCUCCACCUUGGGAAUGAAGAUUGUUAUUAAGCCCAGCUCACUCAGCAGAAUGAAGACAAUCUUCACACAGGAGAUUUUCACUGAACAGGUUGUUACGGCUCACGCAGUUCGCGUGCCUGUUACAGGGAAUCUCAGUGCCAACAUUACUGGGUUUUUACCUAUUCACUGCAUUUACCAGCUUUUAAAAAGUCGAUCAUUCACCAAGCACAAAGUAUCCAUUAAGGACUGGAUCUAUCGGCAGCUCUGUGAAACCACCACUCCACUCCAUCCUCAGUUGCUUCCUCUUAUUGAUGUCUACAUUAACUCUAUUCUUACUCCUGCAUCUAAAUCCAAUCCAGAGGCCACAAAUCAGCCUGUCACGGAGCAGGAGAUACUGAAUGUUUUUCAAGGACUCUCGGGGGGAGAAAAUACUCGUCUUACUCAACGAUACAGCAUCACAACACAAUUGCUUGUCCUCUACUAUGUCCUGUCAUACGAAGAAGCGCUUCUGGCAAACACAAAGAUACUAGCUGCCAUGCAGAAAAAACCCAAGUCUUACUCAUCAGCGUUAAUGGAUCAGAUCCCAAUCAAGUACCUCAUCCGGCAGGCGCAAGGACUGCAGCAGGAGCUGGGAGGUAGAUCUGUGUGCGAAAGCCUGACGUGCAUGCAGACAGAAGGCGCCGCCUGUUUCCAGCCCUGUGGCUAUUGCUUGCAUUCUGCACUGUUACGCCUUCUUGCAACUAACUAUCCACACCUCUGCAUCGUGGAAGACUGGAUCUGUGAGGAGCAGAUCACGGGCACUGACGCCUUACUGAGGAGGAUGCUUCUGACUAACAUUGCAAAGAAUCACUCUCCCAAACAGCUCCAGGAAGCAUUUUCCAUGCUGCCUGGAAAUCACACCCAGCUGAUGCAGAUCUUAGAACAUUUAACACUUCUCUCGGCCGGUGAAUUGAUCCCAUAUGCAGAAGUAUUGACAUCAAAUAUGAAUCGCUUGCUGAAUGCUGGAGUCCCUCGGAGGAUUCUUCAGACUGUCAAUAAACUUUGGAUGGUUCUUAACACUGUGAUGCCAAGAAGGUUGUGGGUGAUGACUGUUAAUGCUCUGCAGCCUUCAGCAAAAGUAGUCCGACAGCAGAAAUACACCCAGAAUGAUCUGAUGAUUGAUCCUUUGAUUGUACUAAGAUGCGAUCAGAGAGUUCAUAGGAGUCCUCCUCUGAUGGAUAUAACUUUGCACAUGUUGAACGGCUAUCUUCUUGCUUCAAAAGCUUACCUCAAUUCUCACCUAAAAGAAACAGCAGAGCAGGACAUUAGGCCAUCCCAGAACAAUGCAAUGGGUCCAGAGGCCCCAGAAGUUACAAGGGAAGAAUUAAAAAAUGCAUUGCUUGCUGCUCAGGACAGUGCUGCUGUGCAGAUUCUUCUAGAGAUCUGCUUACCUACAGAGGAGGAGAAAGCUCAGAGCAGUAAUACCCACAGUUUGCUCAAGAGUGUUCAUAGUACCACGGGCCCUGCGAGUCCUGAACUAGAAGAAGAAGAUAGCUUGCUGUGUAAUCUCCGAGAGGUCCAGUGUCUGAUCUGCUGUCUGCUGCAUCAGAUGUAUAUAGCUGAUCCCAACAUAGUCAAACUAGUUCAUUUCCAGGGUUAUCCAUGUGAACUUCUGGCGCUGACAGUGGCGGGGAUUCCGUCGAUGCAUAUCUGUCUGGAUUUCAUACCGGAGCUCAUUGCCCAGCCUGAACUUGAAAAACAGAUAUUUGCUAUCCAGUUACUUUCAUUUUUGUGUAUCCAGUAUGCACUACCGAAAUCUCUCAGUGUGGCUCGUUUAGCUAUCAAUGUGAUGGGAACUCUACUCACAGUUUUAACCCAGUCGAAGCGCUAUGCUUUUUUUAUGCCAACCCUGCCUUGUUUGGUGUCAUUCUGCCAAGCCUUUCCUCCUUUGUACGAGGAUAUUAUGUCUCUGCUGAUACAAAUAGGACAAGUUUGUGCCUCUGAUGUUGCUACGCAGACAAGAGACUUCGACCCAAUUAUUACACGUCUCCAGCAACUAAAGGAGAAACCACAUGAAGUUUCGGGACUUUGUAAAGAUUCAUCCAACAAAAGUUGUUCAAGGGACAUUGCAAGCAUGGACCCUGAUGUUCGGCUAUGCCAGUGUGUUGAAAACACUAUCAUUGAAAUAAUUAACAUGAGCGUCAGUGGGGUUUAGGAAGAACACAAAUGAAAUUGUGCGUAGCGGGUCCCACUGUCUGUGGUGCCUAAAAUUGGAGAAAGCUGCAAAAGUGGAUUGAGGAACUGGAGCGCAAGAAGUCCAUGUUUUUCAUUCAUUCGAUUCAGUUAUGGCUGAAAAGAAGUCUUUAAAGAGCCUUAUGUUGCUUCCAGUGAAAACUUUUGAGGCUGAUGGAGUCGGUAAAUAAUUUCCAGUAAAACCAAGCGUGAUUUUCAGGCUUGCUCGGUUUCUGAAGUGAUGCAGCAACACACCCGAAAUGGUAUUAUAACACUCUGAAAAAUGAAUACUUAAAUUGUUGAGCAAACAGCAAAAUGAUGGGUAAGAAAAAUUUGAGAUUGAAGUGCUUUGCUGAAGUUAAAUGAACUACUGUUCCAGAGCCUUGUGGAGCAAGAUGAAAUAAAAUACUCCAAGGAAGGCUUGACAAAGUGGUGUAAGUAACUUGCACCAGUACAUUGAGCACUAAGAAAAUGCUUUAACUUUUUUAAAUUUGUGUUUCAAAUCAUUGGUCAAAGUUUCAGUUCAUAAGAUCAGGAACUUCAUUUAAAGAUCAGCCAGCCUUCAUUAAAAGUUUGAAACUGGUCUAAAAGUUUCUUUAAAAAAAAAGUACUAGUACUACAAAAUGAGAUGUAUAAAUGUGAUUUUUAAAUUAUAUGUAUUUUUAAAGUAGCUCGGAUGGUUUAGUUUAAAAGAGAUGAGAAAGACUUGAAGAAAUAAGUGCAAAGGUAUCUUGAGUUGUCAUCAGGACAAGAUUAAAAAAUAAAUUAGUGUUGAGGCUGACUUGGACAGAAGCUAAAUUUCCCCAUAAUGAAAGGAAUGACAGAUUUCAGCCAUACCAAAGCGGUUACGAGCAGCUCAGCAGGCAGGAAGGCAGAAUCCUUUGUGCUUCAUGCACAAAGCUGGAUUUAGCCUCGACAGAUGUGUUUUGUGGCAUUGCAGGAGGGUGUGUAUGGUGCAAUAUUUGGGAGUUUCUUGAAGGUUACACAAGCUCUUAUGCGAGGCAGCACAUGCUUUUGUGGCAGAGAAAGAAAAUUAAGGUUUGGCCGUUGUGCCAGAACUGAGUGUACUGCUUCAACUCACAUGAAUUGCUCAGCUUGUCCAUCCAGCACUUGCUCUUUUAUUAAAUGACAGCAUUCAGGGGCCUUAAAUAAGUAAAGUAUUUUUCAAUUAAAACCAGUUGAAAUUCCAGAAAUAAUGGUCUGAUUCUUCAGUGUGGCCUUGAGAAGGUCUUGCGGCUUGGACGACAAUUUAGGAAGGCUGAGACUGAAUUGCCAAACACACUUGGGUUCAUAUCCCAGGAUCACCGGCGUGCUGCAAUCAUCCGUUCACACCACCUGGCUGCCAAGUAUACUUUUGUCAUCUUGAUGUAAAGUAUGUAAAUAAGUGUAUGUAUUUUUUUUCUCCUCUGUUCUAAGUGUAAUUUUAUAUGCUGGAGUAGUAUUUAAAUAAAUAAAUAAAUAAACUAGUG